This is a messenger RNA of Thlaspi arvense, 704 nucleotides long. NCBI's taxonomy places the organism in Eukaryota, Viridiplantae, Streptophyta, Magnoliopsida, Brassicales, Brassicaceae. The record is from the annotation of a GenBank genome assembly.
UCAUAUUGAAAGCAAAAAAGAUUUUAAGACAAAACGUAUAAGGCUAGGAAAAAAAAAUAUUUAAGACAAUAUGCUUGAUUGGAUACAUGGAAACUCUCGAUUACCGCUCGCCUUAUCUGUUGUGGAGCUAUUGGUAGAUAUGGAUUGCCAAGGAUGUGAAAAGAAGGUUCGAAGAGCCAUUUCCAAACUCGAUGGAGUGGACACGUUAGAGAUAGACGUGGAACAGCAAAAAGUGACGGUCACAGGGUACGUUGAUCGGGAAGAUGUUCUUAGAAUGGUGAAACGAACGGGACGAGCGGUGGAGUUCUGGCCAUUUCAGUAUAACGGAUACUAUGGCGAUUAUUACACGUAUCCCUCUCAAAACUUGGAAUAUUCGGAUCACAAGAUAUAUCAUGCAGAGAAUAAUACUGUUUCAUACAGUGGGAAAUACGAUUUCUAUGAAGACUCUUCUUCUAUCAACGGCUUAUAUCCUCGUCCGCCACAAAAAGUUGAUGAAAAUGCUCUUCAUCUCUUUAGCGAUGAUAAUGUACAUGCUUGUGCUAUCAUGUGAUGUUUUUGUAUUAAUUUUUUCAUUCGUUUAUUCAUUUAUUCAUUUUUUUGUAAUUCUAGAAAACAAAUAUUUGUACUCUUUUUUUUUUGUCCUCCUAUAAUAUAAUUUUCUUUGAUAUGUUUAUUUUUACUUUUUAUAUAGCAAAUCACAAGGC